UUCUGACGUUAUCACAGCGCGACAGUAUGUUGUCAACACAAACGAAACGGUAGCUAGCUGCGCAGUGGCGACGUUUGCUUGAAAACCUUUGAUGGUUAAUAUUUGGAAGUGAAUGAGGUCCAACCCUCCGGUGCUGUUGUGUUAGCACCCCUGCUGCUGGAAUGGGCCAGCAGAUCUCAGGUCAGGCGGUGAUGACCCGUCUCCCUGAGAAGUUGGUGAAACAUGCCGGGCUGGUGCGGGACAGCAGCUAUCUCACCUACGAGGAGUUUCUGGCCAGAGUGGCUGAACUCAAUGAUGUGACUGCAAAGCUAGCUGCUGGGCAGCAGAAGCAUCUGCUGUUUGAGGUCCAGCCCGGAUCUGAUGCCACUGCCUUGUGGAAGGUGGCUGUCAGGGUUGUUUGUACCAAGAUCAACAAAGACACCGGCAUGGUGGAAGCGUCGCGUAUCAUGAACCUGUACCAGUUCAUCCACCUGUACCAUGACAUCACCAGUCAAGCUGCCGGUGUGUUGUCUGCAGAGGGCGCCACCGAGGCCUCCGCUGCUCAGCUUCCUGCUACCGACUCCUGUCAGGCCAGCAUGUGGAUGGGCAGAGUGAAGGAGUUGACCGAUGACGAGGAAUGCUGCAUCUGUAUGGACAGGAAAGCCGACCUCAUCCUGCCCUGCGCUCACAGUUUCUGCCAGAAGUGCAUUGAUAAAUGGAGCGGGCAGAGUCGAAACUGCCCCAUGUGUCGCUUGCAAGUGACCGCCGCCAACGACUCGUGGGUAAUGUCCGACUUCCCCACCGAGAACGACAUGGCGGGAUACAUCCUCAACCUGGCGGAUGAGGCAGGCCACCCUCACCGGCCUUAACGUACACUCAGAGGGGACGCCACCUGUACCAAGUACUCAUUAUCAAAAAAAAAAAAAAACAUGUCACCUUCACUGGAGAAAAUAUUUGACAUUUGCACAUCCACUCUCUUGUUUCCGAUGUGAUGUAGACGUGGUGCAUCAUGGGAAACGUCUGUGUUUGUAAUAUGUCCUGUGACACACACUGUACAAGGUAACACAACAUAGAAACUGUGACAUUAUUGUAUUGGGCAGCGAACACAGGGCACAGUUCAAAAUAGUAUGACCUUUUAAUUCUGAUUACCUUUUUUCUCAUCCAAUCAUGCAUUGGAGCAGCCCUUGUUUUUGGAGUCUGAUUGUUUUGGAACAACAAAGUCACAGAACAGAUUGUGUUCAACUUUGGGGGUUCCACAUGGAGUGGAGGAUGCCCGGUUGGAUACUUUGUGGUUGUCUACAACCAAAGCUGUGAUUGGAAGUAACGAACAGUGCUGGAUUUUUAGGGAAGCAUCAUAUUUACUCCCAAAGAGCAAAGGAAGCCAUCCCUUCCCUGAUGAGCUUCGUUAUGUGAAGCAGUUGAUGAUAGGACCUUAUGACAUUUAUUGUGAAGGGCAUGACAAACUGUGGCCUACUCAUUCUUUUACACUCCCCUUCAAAAGUGUUCCCAAACUUUUGGAGGGGAGUGUACAUCUCAUUUACUUGUAUUCCAUGCUGUUUUUCUUCAUAUGAUCUGCUAAUGAAGUACUGUAGUUGAGACAUUGCUGAGGUUUAAGAAGAACAGACCAGCAGUAAUAUUAAUGCUCAAAUCUCAUUUGUUAUUUCCAUUUUAGGUGACAUGUGAUGAAAAGAAUUCAUUUUGUUAUGGUUUAGUUUUGCUGUUUCAAUUUCAAUUACACAUUAACGUGCAUGUUAACAAGUAUACAACUUUACUGCUGCAAUUAUUCAAGCUGACAUUGUUUCUACACAGGAGUCAUUUAGCUUAAAUAUAUUUUGUGUGGAUUUAAUGUAUAUAUUAUAUUUUUUUAAAUGAUUAUUUUAUUUGACCCAGAUAGUUUUUGGUCAUCAAGGCUGACCAGUGACACUUUGCUGUACUUUUCUUGUCGUUUGCACUACAGUAAGCAUAUACAAAUAUUUAUUUGCUCAGACAGUUUUACAGUAGCAGAUCAGCACAGAUUACAAAUAUCAAAGGAAGUAUAUCUGUUGUUCGACAAAUUGAUUAUUCCCUUGCUUUUAAUUUGCGUACAGGCAAGCGUAACGCAACGUUCCAACCAUCAGGUGGCAGCAUUUGCCUAAUACUGUACUGUACAUUCACAUUAACCAGUGGUGUCAAACCCGUGCCAUGGAGGGCGGAGACACUGCAAGGCUUUCUUUCCAGCCGGGCACGAAAGCAGGUGAUUUUAAUGAUCAUCACCUUCAAUUUGAGGGAAGGCGCUCAUCAAUUAAAUCACCUGCUGGAGAAACUGUUUGGGGAGGAAACCCUAAAGUGGCUCUGUCCUCCGUGCCACGAGUUUGACACGUGCAUUAACCAUUCGAAAAAUACUGAUUUGCUUUUAAUGUGUGACGAUGACAUAAUUAUCUCUGUAUUAUCACCAAUAAAGACACUUUAUUUGCACCUAAAGACUUUGUGGCAGUGUUUCUAACAUAAUACAAUUGCGUUUGCUUCAGUAAAUUUGAAUAAAAGGCACAAUGUACCAAAUAAAACCCAUCACUUCCUGAUUUGAUUAAUGACGUCUGUUGUGUGUCAAAUAUCAGCAGUAUAUUUACGGUAUAAGGACGUCACCCUCGUAUCUAAUGAGUGACUAAAAACUCCUUAAAGAACAUUAAUUAUCAUUUCUAAUUCG
Messenger RNA from Dunckerocampus dactyliophorus (ringed pipefish), 2662 nucleotides. It is a transcript of the gene rnf141, whose product is annotated as ring finger protein 141. The transcript is spliced from 6 exons. The coding region runs from base 162 to 848 and encodes 228 amino acids. Gene Ontology annotation, molecular function: ubiquitin-protein transferase activity. Gene Ontology annotation, biological process: protein autoubiquitination. NCBI's taxonomy places the organism in Eukaryota, Metazoa, Chordata, Actinopteri, Syngnathiformes, Syngnathidae. The record is from RefSeq and is a predicted model, not a curated record.